Molecule: messenger RNA, 2556 nt
Organism: Schizosaccharomyces osmophilus
Lineage: Eukaryota; Fungi; Ascomycota; Schizosaccharomycetes; Schizosaccharomycetales; Schizosaccharomycetaceae
Gene: lsh1
Product: ER heat shock protein Lsh1
Exons: 1
Coding region: 1-2556 (851 amino acids)
Biological process (GO): cellular response to hypoxia; endoplasmic reticulum unfolded protein response; negative regulation of hypoxia-induced intrinsic apoptotic signaling pathway
Cellular component (GO): endoplasmic reticulum chaperone complex
Molecular function (GO): ATP-dependent protein folding chaperone; ATP binding
Source: RefSeq, a predicted model, not a curated record
AUGAGGUUUUCAUGGCUUUUGUUUGCUAUAGGCUUUCUUUCAUUUGCAUGGCCUGUAGUUUCUGCACCAAUAUUGGCUAUUGAUUAUGGUACCGAAUGGACGAAAGCAGCUUUAAUCAAAGCUGGUAUACCUCUGGAGCUUGUAUUGACUAGAGAUACUCGUCGUAAAGAACAAAGUGCCGUUGCUUUCAAAGGUGAUGAAAGACUUUUUGGUGUUGACGCUGCUAAUUUGGCAACUCGUUUACCUUCUCACUCUAUACGGAAUGUUAAAGAAUUAUUGGACGUUUCGGGACUCAAUUCAAAGUUGGUUCAAAAGUAUUUAGGGAAUAACCCUGCCUUACAGCUUCAGGAAAAUGAAGAAUCGGUGUCUGGAGUAUCUUUUGUCGUUUCGGAUUCAGACUCUUAUACCUUAGAGGAAAUUAUUGCAAUGACUAUGGAACAUUAUAUUAACUUGGCUGAGGAAAUGGCUCAAGAACCUAUUAAUGAUUUGGUUCUGACCGUCCCUCCACAUUUCAAUGAACUUCAACGGUUCGUUUUACUUGACGCUGCACGUUUACUAAACAAAGACGUCUUGGCUUUAAUUGAUGAUGGUUUAUCAGUGGCUCUUGAAUAUUCUCUUUCUCGAUCCUUCUCUGAAGAACCUGCUCAUCAUAUCAUUUAUGAUGCUGGAUCCGGUUCAAUCUCUGCUACCUUGGUUGCUAUAGAUGCUGUUCCAAAGGGGACCUCAGGCAAAGGCAAAAAUAUUACUCGUAUCCGAUCAUUGGCUAGCUCCACGACCCUGGAUUUAACUGGAAAUGAGCUUAAUCGAAGAAUCGUGAACUUUAUGAAGGAUGCAUUCCAGCAGAAGCAUAAUAUCGACUUGUCCCAUAACAAUCGAGCUCUUGCCCGUCUAGAGAAAGAAGCUUUGCGAGUCAAACAUGUCUUAUCUGCAAAUUCUGAAGCUUAUGCUUCAAUAGAAGAAUUAGCUGAAGGAAUAGAUUUUCGCCUAAAAAUCACUCGCUCGGUUUUUGAAUCUUUAUGUCAGGACUUAGCUACCUCUGCUGUUUUGCUAAUCAAGGAAACUCUUUUGAAAGGCAAUGUAUCACUUGAAACACUGGAUUCCGUUAUUCUUCAUGGAGGAACAUCACGUGUUCCUUUUAUUCAAGCUGCUAUAGAUGAUUAUGUCAAGAGUGAUAAGGUUUCUAAAAAGGUGAAUGCUGAUGAGGCCUCUGUGAAAGGCGCUGCCUUUUAUGGUGCUAGCUUGACUAGCAGUUUCCGUGUGAAACCUGUUAUUGUUCAAGGAGCAGUUUACAAUUUCUACUCACUUACUUUAACCAAUAUGCAUCCGUUAGUUGCUUUACCUGAAUCCACCCUAUUUGGCUCUUCGCAUAUAGUUGCUAUAAAUACUACCGAUUUAGGAGCGCAUCCUUCCUUACCAGUUUCUAAUGGCGGUACUCUUAUUGGAGAAAUCAGCAUCAACAACUUAACCGAAGCAUUGAAACAAGCUGAUUCUUGCUCCGAAAAGCAAGUUCUGUUUGAGUUCUCUUCUGAUCCUUUGAAGGGAACGUUUAUUCCUGUCCGUUCAUAUGUUGCAUGCGAGCAGAAGUCGGCUUCAGCAUCUGGCAUUGGAGGAAAAGUUAAAAGUCUCUUCAGUAAUAAUCAACCUGGAAAGUUAAAUGAGGAAGCAUUGGAGCUUCAAAGUCUCGAUUUCACUUACAGACGUUAUAGAAAACUGUCUGAAGAUUCUCUUCAACUGUUCUCGGACAGACUUGCGCUUCGUUCUUUGAAGGACAAAAGCAAGGCUUUACAUGAAAGUGCCCUUAAUGAAUAUGAAAGCUUGCUCUAUAGAGCUCAAAGUUUGUCUGAUGAUGAUGAAGUGUUAACUUAUGCUAAUCCCGAAGAAUCAAAGACUUUGAAACAAAUAGCUGUUGAAGAUAUUGAUUGGUUACUUCAAGAUGGACCAACCGCCGAAACUAACAUAAUUGUGGCUAAGCAAAAGAAGCUUGCCGAUAUCAUCUAUUCCAUAUCUUAUCGUCAAGAUGAGAGUCACAAGUUUAAUUUUAGCCUUGAAAGUCUAAAUUCGACCGUGGAAAAAGCAGAAUCUCUGUUGUCUAGCUUUGAUGUCCCUCCGUAUCCGUUAACGGAAUACGACGAAAAAGAUGUGAAGAGGGUUACUUCCAUCCGUAAUGCUUCUUACAAAAAGUUAAGUGAAGAGUACGAUAAUGUUACUGCUUGGCUCAAUGAUAACUUGGAAAAGCAUGUCUCAAGAGCUAAAUACGAAGACCCUGUUAUGAUUACUUCAGAAAUGGAUUCUAAGACUAAAAAGCUUCAAAACCUAUUAUAUGAAUAUCUUCGCCGUUCACUUCAACAUCCAAAGUUAAAGCCUAAAACUAAAGCACCCUCUUCUUCAUCCGAGGCAACUUCCACCUCUGAGAAAGCCGAUCAAGAGACCGCAAAGCCCUCCGAGGGUUUUACUGAGAGCCAUUCGGAGCCAACAUCCACAGCAGCUUUUGAAUCGACCGCUGGUACAUCUACUUCUACAGCUGACAAUGACAAUGACUUUGAGGACGAACUUUAA